AUGUCGACGCAGCAGUUUCUCACGGCUACGAUAGAGAUGGAAUCUUUACCGAGGUCGUCUGCCGACGACAGCGAAACCACACUGGUGGACAUAAAGCCACUCAAGAAGAGAUCAAGAAAGCAGUCAGUGGCUGCGUCAAUGACCACUCAAAAGCUAGCCAAGCAGGUCCAGCUAGACGAUAAGGCCCAGCCCGAGAGCGAAGAAGACAACAAAUCCCAGCCCAAAAGCCAGCAGCCAAAAAGCCCCCAGCCCCAGAGCCAGCAAAGCAAAAAGACCCAGACCAAAAGCACCCAAAACAACAAGUCUCAGUCAACGAAAGCACUUUUCGCUGAAACAUUAGGUGGGAGUAUGGCCUCGUCAGUCGUAUCACCCGUCCCAGACAUCGAAUCAAACGACCUUCUCGCACGACUGAAGCAUGCCAAGGCACUCAGCUAUCAGAAGCCUGAUUACGAAGGCAGGAUGAUCGAGAAAAAGGUGGUCACCUCCACGUUGAAAGCACAAGUGAUGACCAUGGAUAUCGGCAGCGCCACAUCUCUUGCCGAGAGUCCCCGACCGAAGAAGAAAAGUAAGGACAUCCAUACAUUCACUCUCGACGACUUUGCCGCGAUUUCAGCAUUGAGCACGCUGGUCGAAAGAUACGGCCGAGUAUCUCACAUGGGCGUUCUUGAUCCUUCCUACAGUUUUUUCAUGAGCAAAGAUCGCCAAGCAGCACUCUACUACAAGGUGAAGAACAACAUAGCAGUUGUUGGUGGCGAGCCUCUCUGCUCCCCAGACCGAUACGAUAGUGUUUUCGAAGAAUUCAGACGUCUGCGGAAACAUCGUGGCUGGGGCAUUGCCUUGCUCGGAGCAUCAGAGAGCUUUCUUUCAUACGCCAAUGGGAAGAAGUGGGUGACGAUGCGCUUCGGAACAGAAAGAGUCCUCAACCCACUCACCAACCCUGUCCUGCAGGAGAAAGAGGGCAAAAGAAUAAUCACGCAAAACAAGCAAAUGCUGGAUCCCGAACGAGGCGGUAUCUCGGUUCAUGUCUACGUACCAGCUCAAGGUCGUGACGAGCUUCUCGAGCAACAACUUCGACACAUCUACGACUCAUGGCGAGACAACCGCAACAACUCUUCCCAGCCUCAAGCUUACAUGACUGUCUUUGACCCUUUUGCCAUCCCAGUCCUGAUGACAUACAUCUACACGCGAGACCGCGAAGGCCAGUGCAAUGGCUUUGCAGCUCUACGAAAGAUCGGUGCUGACAAUGGCUACCACAUUGACCCAUACUGCGCCGUUCCCACAGCUCCACGAGGCAUCACGGACUUGCUUGUCUUCUCAGCAAUGUCACUCUUGCACCAUGCCGGCAUUGACUAUUUGAGCUUCGGAUUCGAGCCCGCUACUGAACUCGGCGAAGUCACAGCCCUGUCACGACCGAUGGCGUCCAUGACCAAAUCAUGCUAUCGUCGUGCAUUCCGCCACUUGCCCAUCGGGGGCAAGAAGGCUUACCAUGACAAGUUUCGUCCCGACCCAGAGCUGGAGUCAGGCUUGUACAUUGUUUAUCCUGACGGGCGGCCUAGUAUCCAGCAUGCAGUGGCCACCUUACACAUUGCCAAUAUCAAGGUCAGAGGCCUUCUGCAGAAGGAGGUGCUUGGACUAUGGAGACGUGGAGAGACCACUGAAGGGAAGAAAGAGGCCGGCUCUGAAAAGAAGGAUGCAUCAAAUGGAUCAACCCAGUCAUGA
This is a messenger RNA of Exophiala viscosa, 1719 nucleotides long. RefSeq lists its product as uncharacterized. Bases 1 to 1719 code for a protein of 572 amino acids. The transcript has a single exon. Gene Ontology annotation, molecular function: aminoacyltransferase activity. The record is from RefSeq and is a predicted model, not a curated record. Gene Ontology annotation, biological process: phospholipid homeostasis. Lineage: Eukaryota; Fungi; Ascomycota; Eurotiomycetes; Chaetothyriales; Herpotrichiellaceae.